AUGCCGAGAUAUACUCCAAGCAAAAACUCCUACCGCCGCGACGAAAUCUACUUCAGCACUAGAGAAAUAUCCUCUAUUUUCAAAGAACUGCAAGUCAACAAGCAGGAGGAUAAAGACACCGUCAUGAAACUUCUAUGGGAAGCUCAUGAUGCUGUGAACCGAUAUGAUAACCGGUUAUUGAUGGAGUGCAGGCUUGUUCAGCAAGCUGUGAGGGAUCUCAUUCCUAGAAUGCCACGAACGAUUCAGGAACUUGAUCGGGAUUAUGCCAUUGGGAAGCUGUACAAUCUUUUAUGGCAUGUUAUAUUGAGUCGGGAGGUUGGGGUUGGAGAGAAGAGGUCUUGA
Messenger RNA from Penicillium taxi, 342 nucleotides. RefSeq lists its product as uncharacterized. The transcript has a single exon. The coding region runs from base 1 to 342 and encodes 113 amino acids. NCBI's taxonomy places the organism in Eukaryota, Fungi, Ascomycota, Eurotiomycetes, Eurotiales, Aspergillaceae. The record is from RefSeq and is a predicted model, not a curated record.